AUGCAGAACACAACAGAUCCAGAAUCUGCUAACUUCUCCUCUCCCCUCAAUACUGGACUUGCUGUGAAAGCUUUUCUGUCUAUGACCCCCUGCUUCCUCUUCCUGUAUGUCAAUAUAGUCAUGCUGGUCACGCUGAGGUCUAAAGAGCUCUUCUGUGAGACCCCACGCUACAUGCUGUUUGGUCAGUUGCUUUUGUCGGACUCUCUCCAGCUGUCUUCAAGCAUCAUGUCCUACCUGCUGGCCUUGGCCAGGUUAUACCUGGCCAGUUCUGGCUGUGCUCUGUACUACCUGGUCCAGAGGGUCAUCAACGCCAUCUCGCCACUGUUCCUGGCCCUCAUGUCCCUGGAGCGCUACGUGGCCGUCUGCUUCCCCCUGCGUCACGCCGAGAUCGCUAACAGGAGACGCACCACUGCGGCCAUCAUUGCUGUGUGGCUACUGGGCGUGCUCAUUUGGAGUGUGGAGCUGACCGCCAGCAUGAUGUUUGAGAUUCUCUCUCCCAACAAGCAGAUGUUCUGUUUAGACUACGGACAUGUCCAAAUGGAGAUCUCAUUCAGCAUCAGCCAGACGUUCACUGGCAUUAUAUUUACAUCUGUGAGUCUUGUAACAGUCUACACAUAUGUUGCCAUUUUAGUGACGGCCAGGUCAGCAACGUCUGACAGGACAUCGGCGAGUAAAGCUCACAGGACGAUCCUCCUCCACAUGGUCCAGCUGGCGCUGUGCCUGGCGUCCACCCUGUUCGGCGUGCUGCGGCGGGCCCUGGCUACGAGCAGGCUGCGGCCGGCGGUCGUAUAUCAGGUGCAGUACGUGCUGUUUGUGGGCGUCAUCAUCUUCCCCCGCUGCCUCAGCCCUUUCAUCUACGGCCUGCGAGAUAAAACCUUCUGUGCCGUUUUUAAAUACGUUGUUUUUUUCUGCAUGAAAAGAAAAGUAGAGCCGCAAACAUGUGUCAUUUAG
Molecule: messenger RNA, 951 nt
Organism: Alosa sapidissima (American shad)
Lineage: Eukaryota; Metazoa; Chordata; Actinopteri; Clupeiformes; Clupeidae
Product: odorant receptor 131-2-like
Exons: 1
Coding region: 1-951 (316 amino acids)
Biological process (GO): G protein-coupled receptor signaling pathway
Cellular component (GO): membrane
Molecular function (GO): G protein-coupled receptor activity
Source: RefSeq, a predicted model, not a curated record